AGUGGAUUCGUUAAAUAUUUUGAGAAGGUCACUCGACGCGUUUUGCAAAAAAUUAAAGAUAUAUGUUUUCGCCGUACUUUAAAUCAUAAAACUGAGAUCCCUCGUGAAGAACUGAACAAUAGGCCACUCAAUAGGCGACUCUCUUUUCAGGUAAUUCACAGAGCUAAACACAAUGAGCCGGCCAUAGGAGCAGCCCCCAAUUUGAGACCCAUCCCAAGCACGCGAGAGCGAAAUAGACCCUCGAGAAAAACAGAGCAAACCCAACGGAAUCCUUAGCUGCUUUUAACUGUUUGCCAAAACUCGAAGCACACGCAGGAAACACGAGUCUGGAGAAUGGUCAGAAAGCAAGUUGGAAUCGAACACAACGCAUCCCUAGCAGUAAGUCAACAGCAGGAUCAAAAGCAGCAGCAGGAUCAGAAGCAGGAGUAUCAGAAGCAGCAGGAGCAGCCGCAACAGCAGCAUAUCGACUUGGACUUGGAACCGAGUAGUAGCUACAACUACGCCCAACAGGCGCAGGCCACGUACGCCACCGCCCGCACCCUUGCCACCAGCUAUGAGCACGCUCCCGGUAGCUCCAGAAACUAUAGCCUGCAGCAUGCGCACCUCGCCACCAUGCCGUAUACCCAUCACACCGUGUCGCCGCCGAACACGGUCGCCAACUCCGGCACCAUCCUGCCAGUGGAGAUACCCAUCGAGGACGAGGAGCGGCUCGAACGCAUCUUCAAGCAGCUGGAUCGCGACGGUGAUGGCCGGAUCGACAUCCACGACCUGUCGGCGGCCCUGCACGAGUUUGGCCUGUCGAGCGUCUAUGCGGAGAAAUUCCUUCAGCAGUCGGACAAGGACCAAAGUGGCAACGUGGGAUUUGCCGAGUUCCUGCAUUACGUGCGGGAGCACGAGAAGAACCUGGUUCUGCAGUUCUCGCAUCUAGACAAAAACCGUGAUGGCAAAGUGGACUUGGAGGAACUGAUUUCCGCUUUCAAGGACCUAGGUCUGGAAAUUGACUUGGACGAGGCUAGGAAUCUGCUGACCAGAAUGGAUAAGGACGGCAGCCUGAACAUUAGCUUUAACGAGUGGCGCGACUUUAUGCUCCUGGCGCCCUCAACGGACAUACACGACUUGAUUAAAUUUUGGCGGCACUCUACUUACCUCGACAUUGGCGAGGAUAUGAAUGUACCUGAUGACUUCACACAGAAAGAGAUGCAGACGGGCCUCUGGUGGCGACACUUGGUGGCUGGUGGCAUAGCUGGUGCUGUUUCCAGAACGUGUACAGCCCCACUGGAUAGGAUCAAAGUGUACUUGCAGGUACAAACGCAAAGAAUGGGAAUCUCAGAGUGCAUGCAAAUCAUGCUGAAGGAAGGUGGAUCGCGGAGUAUGUGGCGUGGCAAUGGCAUCAAUGUGUUGAAAAUUGCCCCCGAAACGGCACUGAAGUUUGCCGCCUACGAGCAAAUGAAGCGUCUGAUCCGCGGAGAUGACGCCAGCCGGCAGAUGAGCAUCGUGGAACGUUUCUACGCUGGCGCUGCGGCAGGUGGCAUUUCCCAGACCAUCAUUUAUCCCAUGGAAGUAUUAAAGACGCGCCUGGCGCUACGGAAGACGGGGCAGUAUGCCGGCAUUGCCGAUGCGGCAGCAAAGAUCUACAAACACGAGGGAGCGCGGAGUUUCUAUCGUGGCUACGUGCCCAAUAUACUGGGUAUCCUGCCUUAUGCCGGCAUCGAUCUGGCUGUGUAUGAGACCCUAAAGCGGAGAUACAUUGCCAGUCACGACAACAAUGAGCAGCCCAGCUUUUUGGUGCUCCUGGCAUGCGGCAGUACAUCGAGUGCACUUGGACAGCUCUGCUCCUACCCGCUGGCGCUGGUGCGCACUCGGCUACAGGCACAAGCCGCCGAAACGAUUGCCAAUCAAAAGCGGAAGACGCAGAUUCCCCUGAAGAGCAGCGAUGCGCAUAGCGGCGAGGAGACGAUGACGGGCCUGUUCCGCAAGAUUGUGCGACAGGAGGGUCUGACGGGGCUGUAUCGCGGCAUUACGCCCAACUUCCUCAAGGUGCUGCCGGCGGUGUCCAUCAGCUACGUGGUCUACGAAUACACGAGUCGUGCGCUGGGCAUCAAGAUGUCGUGAGAUGUCUGCUCCUCUCCCAUAUAUCGAUCCGAUCAGGUUAACACGGCUCGGCCCAAAGCCCAUCGCACCGUCCGGUGCGGCCCCGCUCUGCAGGGCGGAUCGGGCUGCCUUCGGCGAUGCGAUUGGUGCUGGCGCCGUGGCUGUCGCUGUGCUCCUCCAUUUUGUAUAGUAGUAGAGGUAGACUAAGUCGGGCGGCGCCACCUGCCACUCUCUCCGCUCUCUGCCGCAUCGAGACAGACUCGUGCAGCUGCUUUCCUUAAGUGUAAAGAGAAGAAAAACAGGCCUCUUCCAUGUUCUGGGUUAAUCCUUUUUUAAUUUAUAGUUAAAUUAGUUUGGUUAUUUUCUUAAAAUACAAAAAUAAGUGAUACUACGGCUAAUUUAUUUGUAAAUGCGAGAAAAUGUUAUGGAAGACGCGAGCAAGAGUCCCUCAACACAUUUCUUAGGCUAUCCGGCGACCUAACUCAUAAGUGCUAAUUUAUUUACAUUUGUACGUAGGCUAUGUGGCCAGCAAACUGCUCGCAGUGCUAAACACACAUACCAAAAACGGCGGAACGGGCUCCUAGUCUGUCCCAUCCGACGGCUUUCGAAGGCAAAAAUUAGAAAUCAGAGUGAGCGAAAGGCCAGGGAAAUCAGAGAUCAGCGAAUUCGGCAGCGUUUUAAGCUUGUGUACACACAAAAGACAUUAAACACGACGAUGUACUCGUUUCUGCAUAGAUUAAUGGAUUACACAAAAUAAUGAGAAACACUUAACGUUUACAAUGUGAUGAUAAUAGUUAAUAAUAUACACAUAUAUACAUAUAUACCUACUAUAAUACCGACUUGUACGCUUCGGAGCUGUCGGCGGCGAGGCUGAACUUUUGUAGCAUUUUAUUUGUUAAGUUUAGUAACAUUUUCUCCUAGAUCGUAUCGCAACGCAAAAAGAAAGCCAACGAGAUUAAUUGUGACUAAAGCUAACAAAGAAAACAAGAAGAAACGAGCGAGAAACAUCCUCCACACACCAUGUAAUUUAUUUAUAUAUAUCAUGAGAAUCUAAACCCGACCAGUCCUAAGUUCAAUCCUAUUUUAUACAUUGUAAUAAUAUUGAAUUUAAAAGUAUGUAUGUAUCAUUUGUACCCUACUCUUAAUUAGCCAAUUGAAUUUUUGUACGUCUAGUGAAAAUACUGACUCUUUAAAUAUGAUUUUUCAUUUUCCUAAACUAUGUACCGCAUUUUAAACACACCCUAUCAUUAGAACCAUUUUUUACCCAUUUAAAUGAAGUUGAUCACUGAAAAUCAUGCAACCAUUUUUCGAGCAAAUAAAUACAAUAAUUAAAAUGAACUUUAAACACAAA
Drosophila serrata is the source of this 3442-nucleotide messenger RNA. It is a transcript of the gene SCaMC, whose product is annotated as Short Calcium-binding Mitochondrial Carrier. The record is from RefSeq and is a predicted model, not a curated record. Gene Ontology annotation, cellular component: mitochondrial inner membrane. Gene Ontology annotation, molecular function: calcium ion binding. NCBI's taxonomy places the organism in Eukaryota, Metazoa, Arthropoda, Insecta, Diptera, Drosophilidae. Gene Ontology annotation, biological process: transmembrane transport.